AUGUCGAAACAAAUAACACCUGAGGGGGUAAUUCGCUUUACUUGGUUCAGCGUAGCUUUAAGCUUUUGUUGGCCGCUUUCCGAUGACAGUAGCAGAAGUCAAGUCCUUGGUUUUAGAAUUUUACAAAUCAGUGCCGUUGUCAACGCCUUUCUGAUGCUCGUGACUUCGAUAUAUUCGUUUUUCUUAAACCUCGAUAAUAUGACUGCUCUUUUUAGAUGUAUCUUCCAGGUGAUAUAUACCGCGCAACUUAUUCUUCAGACUUUCAUAUGCUGGAAGAAGAGCGACUCUUUGCAACGUAUAAUUCGGGAAAUGAUGAAAUGUAUUAACGAGGCAAAACAGUACGAAAGAGAGAUUUUCGACGCGUAUAUUGCCAAAUGCAACAUUUUUUACGGCAGUUAUGUAGUCAUUCUAUAUAUAGCUACACUCUGUUUUAUGCUUGGAACUUUAUUCCUGUCGUCUGUACUUCCAUUGAGUAUAGAAUAUCCGUUUCCAAUUAAUUAUACGGCAGUAAGCGUUGUCAUUAAUCUACAUUACAUUAUCCUUUUUAUCACAUGCGCUGCACAUGUAUGCAUGUGCGUAUUUGGUGCCCUUUUACUGUGGUUCACAGCCGCAAGAUUCGAAUGUUUGGCCGUGGAAUUCGAGGCGACUACAAAUAUUUCUAUGUUGAUCUAUUGUAUUAAGAAACAAUUAUAUUUAAGGAGAUACGCAGAAGAGGUGAUCGGCUGUUUUCGUUUUAUGGUAUUUUAUUUUUUGUCAUUAGCAACAUUUUUCGUGACAGGAUUGGGAAUUAUAUUGGUUAUAGAUACCUCAACAAUUACGAGGAUGGAGUUCGUGAGUCACAGUUCAUUCUCUCUCAUGCACGUCUACAUGUAUGCGUGGCCAGCUGAUUUAGUACAGGAUAUAAGCGAAAACGCUUCAAGAAGUGCAUAUGAUAUGAAAUGGUAUGAACAGUCUUUAGAAAUGCGAAAGUAUAUACUGAACGUAUUGGUUUAUCAGAAGCCAGUAACACUUAGUGUCGGUUGUUUAAUGCCAGAGCUUACCUUGCGCUUUUUUUGUUCGUUUAUGUCCAACGCCCUGUCCUUCUGUACCGGUUUGCGUGCUAUGGUACAAGACGAGCCAGAAUAAAUGUGUCAUAAAUAGCUAAUAGUCGAGAUUAGAAAUCACAAAAGGAUAGUUGUGUGGAGAUAGAUAACUGUGGAUAUACGUGCCCUAAAUGGCUAAUAGUCGAGAUUAGAAAUCACAAAAUGAUAGUUGUGUGGAGUUCCAUAACUAGUUGUAUCGAUGAGAAUAUUUAUACCUCUAAAGUGGAACCUUUUUAGAACGUACGUGAAUUAGAUAAAAACAUUGCCAGAGAGUAAAUCUGGAUCUUUACGUUUGAUUACUGUUCUUUUUUUUGUUGUAUCAGUUAUAAUUAAUAGACAGAAGAAUGCUGCUAAAUACACUUAUUCCAUGAAAUAUCGAUUUCAACCCUACCUACAACGAUAAUAUCGCGACAAAUGUAGGCUUGUCUUAAAAGAAACUCGUAUUGACAGAUUUUCUGGAUGUUUAGAGUAACGGUUCGUUCUUUGUUCGAAUAGCUUUUCGUAUUGCGAAUAACAGCCAUUAUCAGAGAAACUGAGUAUGUAGCUUAUUACACAUAUGCAAUUUUAGUUUUGCAAAGAACUUUUAGUUUUGCUAUAUGAAUAUUGACAUCGGUUCAUAAUAACUUCCUAUUGUAUCUGUCUAAUGUCGCAUGCUCCAGUUAUGUAAUGCGACCAAUGAUUAUGAUCAUGGGUAUACCAUGAUUUUUGGGGAUUUAUAUUUUUACCGUGAUUAAGAAUUAAAUCACGAAUAAAGGUAUGUAUUAUAUUCUAUAUACUAUAACGCAUAUGUUACCUUUUAUAUUCUACGGGCUUUCCUACUAAUACCAAGUUCUUACUAAUUACCAAGGCUUGGGUAUUAUUUAAAUGAAAUAUUUGAAAAAUGAUUAUUUAAAUGACAUACCAUGUUCUCUUUGUCUCUAUAUUAUUUUUUAAUAACGUUGCUUUAAUUUAUUUGACUAACUAAAUUGAUCAAAUUGAUCAAAAAGUGAGUUAUUAAAUUCGUGUCCCUAAUUUGUAUUUUAAGUAUUUUUUCAAGCUUAUUCAUUUGUUUUUAUUAUUUGAUAUCAAAAGAUGUAUGUUUCAACAACGGAUUGUAGCGUGUAGUCGAAUAAGUACUAAUGUGCAUUAAGUUUAUUUGUAGCGUUUUUACUUUGGAAUUCGAGAACUGUUCUAAACUGUGCGUGUGUGAAAAAGCAAAUACUGUUAAGAGGUUACUGUUAAGAAGGUAAAGGUAAUAUUUUAUAAUAUAUGAAUUAAAUAGUAUAUAUGGUUUUUUAUUUUUUAGAUAAACGUAUGAAUUAACGACAUUUAAUAGUUUAUAAAUGAUUUUUCUUUUUCCUAGAUACGCAAAAGAAGUGAUUAGUUAUUUACGCUAUUUGGUAUUGUAUGCUAUUACGAUAGGCACGUUAGUUUUGACUAUAUGUAGGAUUACAAUGAUUGUGGUAAGUUUGUGUAUAACAUAGAGAGAGAGUACAACUUGUAAUUACAUAUACUCUGUGCUCAUGCAAAUUUACAUGUAAGCGUGGCCAGCUGAUCUCAUGGAGGAUAUGAUACAUCAUACUGAACUUAUAAAUCACAUUUGGUUAAGCAUAAUCUUUUUAAUUUUUCCUUUUCAUAAUCUCUACAAUAUAAACAUUUCACAAAGU
Messenger RNA from Bombus terrestris (buff-tailed bumblebee), 2728 nucleotides. RefSeq lists its product as uncharacterized. Gene Ontology annotation, biological process: sensory perception of smell; detection of chemical stimulus involved in sensory perception of smell. Gene Ontology annotation, cellular component: plasma membrane. The transcript is spliced from 6 exons. Lineage: Eukaryota; Metazoa; Arthropoda; Insecta; Hymenoptera; Apidae. The coding region runs from base 1 to 1125 and encodes 374 amino acids. Gene Ontology annotation, molecular function: olfactory receptor activity; odorant binding. The record is from RefSeq and is a predicted model, not a curated record.